CUUUGCGGGGGCGGAUGUGACCCACGCGGGGUGCACGCAGCCGGAGCGGGGCUGGGGAGGGGACCGGCUCUCCGGGGUUUAGGCCGGGGAAGGGUCCGGAGCUCCGAAAGAGGGGGAGGCUGAAGGCCUGGGCUCCUCUGAGUCCUCUCGAAGACCGGCUGGGGAUCUCGAGAUCUGGGUUCCUGGAUCCUCGAGGGAGGAGGAGGCUGGGAGUCUGGAAUCCUGGGCUCUCAAAGGGAAGGGGCCAGACCAUGUCGCCCGAAGAGUGGACAUAUCUAGUGGUCCUUCUUAUCUCCAUCCCCAUCGGCUUCCUCUUUAAGAAAGCUGGACCUGGACUGAAGAGAUGGGGGGCAGCAGCCGUGGGCCUGGGGCUCACCUUGUUCACCUGUGGCCCCCACACUUUGCAUUCUCUGAUCACCAUCCUUGGGACCUGGGCUCUCAUUCAGGCCCAGCCCUGCUCCUGCCACGCCCUGGCCCUAGCCUGGACCUUCUCCUACCUCCUGUUCUUCCGAGCGCUCAGCCUGCUGGGCCUGCCCACUCCCACGCCCUUCACCAAUGCCGUCCAGCUGCUGCUGACACUGAAGCUGGUGAGUCUGGCCAGUGAAGUGCAGGACCUGCACCUGGCCCAGAGGAAGGAAAUGGCCUCGGGCUUCAGCAAGGGGCCCAACCUAGGGCUGCUGCCUGACGUCCCCUCUCUGCUGGAGACGCUCAGCUACAGCUACUGCUACGUGGGAAUCAUGACAGGCCCGUUCUUCCGCUACCGCACGUACCUGGACUGGCUGGAGCAGCCCUUCCCGGGGGCCGUGCCCAGCCUGCGGCCCCUGCUGUGCCGCGCCUGGCCGGCCCCACUCUUCGGGCUGCUCUUCCUGCUGUCCUCGCAUCUCUUCCCGCUGGAGGCUGUGCGCGAGGACGCCUUCUACGCCCGCCCGCUGCCCGCCCGCCUCUUCUACAUGAUCCCCGUCUUCUUCGCCUUCCGCAUGCGCUUCUACGUGGCCUGGAUUGCCGCCGAGUGCGGCUGCAUUGCCGCUGGCUUCGGGGCCUACCCCGUGGCUGCCAAAGCCCGGCCCGGGGGCGGCCCGACCCUCCAAUGCCCACCCCCCAGCAGUCUGGAGAAGGCGGCUUCCGUGGAAUACAACUAUGAGACCAUCCGCAACAUCGACUGCUAUGACACAGACUUCUGCACGCGGGUGCGGGAGGGCAUGCGGCACUGGAACAUGACGGUGCAGUGGUGGCUGGCGCAGUACAUCUACAAGAGCGCGCCUUUUCACUCCUACGUCCUCAGGAGCGCCUGGACCAUGCUGCUGAGCGCCUACUGGCACGGCCUCCACCCUGGCUACUACCUAAGCUUCCUGACCAUCCCGCUGUGCCUGGCAGCCGAGGACCAGUUGGUGUCUGCCCUGCGGGGACGGCUCAGCCCCGGGGGCCAGAGGGUCUGGGACUGGGUGCACUGGUUCCUGAAGAUGCGAGCCUACGACUACAUGUGCAUGGGCUUUGUGCUGCUCUCGCUGGGCGACACCCUCCGGUAUUGGGCGUCUGUCUACUUCUGCAUCCACAUCCUGGCCCUGGUGGCCCUGGGGCUAGGGCUGGCUUUGCGUGGGGGCAGCCCCAGCCGGAGGAAGACGGCGUCGCAGGCCACCAGCCUUGCCCCGGAAAAGCUCCGGGAGGAGUAAGCUGCCGCAACGCUCUCUCCCUCAAAAGCCACCGAGCUUUUGCCUGGGAAUUCCGUGAACCAGGCUGUCUCCUUGCUCAGAAAGAGUCCUGAAUUUGGCUGGGGGCCUGGGGAGGAUUCCCAUUCCCCCAGCUCAGCACCCUGCCUCCGAUGAAGCACGGCUGGGGGCUCUCUGCUUCCCUGCCCUUCGCCUUGAAGGCUGCAGGACAGUUUUCCCUACUGUCAAAUCAAGGUGUCCAGAUGAGAAUCUCGCUUUGUCCCUGCCGCACUUUCCAGGUAUUCAGAGAGAGCUGCGCUUCCCCCAACAGCAGGGCCAAUGGGCCACCCGGCUCCUCGGGCAAGUGCCCUUUGGAUCCGCAGGGCGGGUGUAGGAGCUUCAGGUUCUGGGAGUGGGGAACCUCUUCCUUGUGGCUUUCACUCUCUUUUAUCUCAUCCAACCAGUGUUUCAGACCUAGAAAGGAACAAAACCCUCUCGUUUCCUAAAGGGGAAACUGAGGCACAGGUGAGCAGGCUUUUGGACUGUGGUUGUUGCAGCUUCCAUCUGAGCCACCUCAGGGUCCCAGUGCUCCUGUCACCCUCUUGUCAUCCUUUGGCCCAAGACAGGGUCAGAAUGUGUAAAGCUCUCCCAAUAAAGUGUUGCACAAAGA
This is a messenger RNA of Equus quagga, 2316 nucleotides long. It is a transcript of the gene MBOAT7, whose product is annotated as membrane bound O-acyltransferase domain containing 7. NCBI's taxonomy places the organism in Eukaryota, Metazoa, Chordata, Mammalia, Perissodactyla, Equidae. The record is from RefSeq and is a predicted model, not a curated record. Gene Ontology annotation, molecular function: lysophospholipid acyltransferase activity. Gene Ontology annotation, cellular component: membrane; mitochondria-associated endoplasmic reticulum membrane contact site. The transcript is spliced from 8 exons. The coding region runs from base 252 to 1670 and encodes 472 amino acids. Gene Ontology annotation, biological process: phosphatidylinositol biosynthetic process; lipid modification.